AAAAAAGAAACCUGAUCUGCAUUUCUUCCUGACAUAACUCAAUAUUUUUCAAGCUUUCUCAAUGGCUCAGUCACGCUCCUGUUCCAACCCUGACCUGUACAACGGCGCCAUUGUCUGCAGUCCACUGGUCUUUUGUUCGGAUCUGGAUUCUCCAACAGGUGGUGAAGACGUGGAACUAGCAGAGGAAGUAGGAGAAGAUGCCCUGUUAUUUACUGAAGAAGGACAAGCUGAAGGUGAUGAGGAUGAAAGCAGAGGAGAAAAUGAAACGGGGACCAUUUGCGUUAUUGAAGUAGCCAUAAGCGAAGUAGCUCAAGAGGUUGAGGAAAGUUACAGCAAACAAGAAGACCAGAUUAGCCAAAGAAAUGCGAGUGAUCAAGAACAGGAAGAGAUGGACGUAAAAACAACAAAGGAGGAACGUGAGAACGUGCAGAUCAUGAAUGAAUGUUCUCUGGUAUUAGCAGAGAUUAAGAAACAGCAAAUACUACAACGUAAAGAAGAAACAGAAGAGGAAAAACAGGUUCAAAAGGAGGCGAUGGCAAGUGUCGAAACAAAUCAAGGAAUGGAAAAUCUUGACAAGGUCUCGAAUUAUGAUGAGCGAUUUCAGAAAAUUGAUGCGCCGGUCAGAGAAGGAGCAGAAGGUGCACAGUUGUGUGACAAAAACACAACUGGAGUUAUUACUUUGCUAACAACUGAAAAUGUGUGGGAAUUUCCUGAUGAUGUGGAAAGCCAAGUGAACACAGCAAUAAAUGAACAAGUUACAACUCAAAGCAAUUUGACUAUUGAGCCAAUUGACCCAGCUGAAGCUAUCAUCAGUCAGGCCAGCCAACUAACCACUGAGCUUCAAGUAGAACUGAAAUACACUGACCAGAACAACUACCACCUUAUAACACAAAGUUCUAACACUGAUAACACGCAGGAAGAGGAGAAUGCAAUAGAGGCAAUGACUGAGAAUAAGGAGGUUCAGGAAACCAGGAUAGAUGGAAUGUCUGCUUCUGAUGAAGACCUUUCUGAAAAUGUUUUAGAAACAGGAGGUACAGCAAAUAAAAUGAUGGAACAACUACAGCUGGACACUUUUAAAAAGCAGUCACUGUCAGAAGAAUGGGCCGAAGACACUUUCGUGAAAGGGCUCGAUCAGAAGGAGAGCAAGGAAGAGAACAUUCAAAAGACUGGAGUUGCUCUUCUAGAAGGAAGAAAGAUAGGUGAGGAAGUUGAUGGAAAGUUGGUUGAAGAGAAAGAAAAUGAAAAUGUGGAAAUGCAAGGAACAUUUCCUCAGGUUGACAACCAGGCAAUAGAGUUUCAUCCCGAACCAGUGGUGCACAAUGUGGAGAAGGUGCCUGUAGAUGAGCAAAGAAUUGAGAAUUUUGAGAUGGCAGAGGUAUUUGAACUAAAAGAAAGGGCUGACCUAAAUCCAAUAGCAAGUGAAGUCCCAUUAAAAGAAAAUAAAUUGACAGGAACCACAGAAGGUAAUUUACAGAAGCAUCCUUUGAAAGUCCUCAAACGAUUAGGGACAGAUUGGGUGGGCAGCAUCCGUCGACACCAAAAACAAAAAAGACUGUCCAAAAAGAAGAGAGGACAAGAAGUAGAGACGAUAACAGGAGGGUUGGAGAUGGCGGAGGGUCCUGUGACUGUUUUAGACGAUGAAAUUGACGAGACAGGGGUGAUCCUGAGUGAGCACAUCAAAGAAGAAAUUCCUGAUACCAAUUCUGGUGCUACCAUUGAUGAUGCCGAGGUGAAGGGAAGUCGAGAGCUGCAAAAGGAGAAGGUUGAGGAACAACAGUUUGAAAAAAGGAACAAAGGAAACAUUAAGCAAAGUAGAAACGAAGGCACAGAUGCGGACAAUGGCGAAAAUAGAGGAAAAAGAAAAGUUAAAGAACUGAAGCAAGUAAUGGAACAUGGGACGUUGUCUCUGCCACCACAAGCGUCUGGAAAAGGAUUGGGGAAAUCAAAAGUGUUGUCGCUCAAGAGAAAAGACAAUGCGUGGAUUAAAAAAGACCAAGACGAAGAAGGGGUAGCGCAAGAGACGAAAGAGUGGAGAAAAGAACUCCGACCUGUUAGAAAGGACGUUUGGGAGACUGAGAGGAGAGCUAACGAACGGAUCAAGAAAGAACCGCCAGCAGAAGAAAACGCCAAGGAAGACUGGUUAAAGGAGCUGAAGUCUGUGAUGAAAGACGAGUCUUUGCCCAAAAGAAAAGAUGAGAAAGUAAAGAAAAAGCGAGUUGUGCUAUUGGAAGAUGGCCACUCAUACGUACCCCAACGGGAGGAGGUGGUCCCAGAGACAAGGGAGGAGGUCCAGCUGUUCUCACAGAGUCCAUUGUCCACUGAGCUCCGAGACAGCAAGACACUUCAAGAUCAGAACUACAAGAUAUCACUCUAUGUGAAGGCAGGAAGUGAUGGGGAGAGCAUCGGCAACUGUCCGUUCUCUCAGAGACUCUUUAUGAUCUUACUGCUGAAAGGAGUCACCUUUAGCGUCACAACAGUCGACCUCAAACGAAAACCAGCUGAUUUGAAGGACCUGGCUCCUGGAACCAAUCCUCCCUUCAUGACGUUUAAUGGCGAGGUCAAGGUCGAUGUCAAUAAGAUAGAGGAGUUCCUCGAGGAGAGACUAACACCACCACGCUUUCCCAGGCUAGCUCCCAAACAUCGUGAAGCUAACACAGCUGGAAUCGACAUCUUUGCCAAGUUCUCAGCUUACAUCAAAAACCAAAGGAAAGAUACCAACGAUGCCUUGGAGAAAGCCUUGGUGAAGUCUCUUUGGCACCUUGACAACUUCCUGAGGACUCUUCUGUCAGAAGAGAUUGAUGCUGAUGCCUCAGGAGACCUUCCCGAGUCCUCCAGGAGUUUCCUGGAUGGGCCUGAUCUCACUCUGGCAGAUUGUAACCUGCUACCUAAGCUACACAUACUGAAGGUUGUAGCCAAGAAGUAUUGUGGCUUUGAGAUCCCCGCAGAGAUGACAGGAGUGUGGAGAUACCUGAACUGUGCCUAUCAGAGACAGGAGUUCACCAGCACCUGCCCUGCCAAGAGCGAGACAGAGUUAGCCUAUCUGAACGUUGCAAAACCAAUCAAAUAAAAGCACGAGUGGACAAACGGAAAGAAUGUACAUAAAUAUAUUAACAUACAGCAGAACAAGGAAAUAAACAAGAGGGGUUGACUGAUCGUGACUAGUUGACACAAACUAUCGGGAAAAUACAUCCAUCCAGUGGUGUAGUCUAUACAAUACGCGGGUAUACGGAGUAUAUCCA
Nematolebias whitei (Rio pearlfish) is the source of this 3239-nucleotide messenger RNA. Its product is annotated as chloride intracellular channel protein 5. The transcript has 6 exons. The record is from RefSeq and is a predicted model, not a curated record. NCBI's taxonomy places the organism in Eukaryota, Metazoa, Chordata, Actinopteri, Cyprinodontiformes, Rivulidae. Bases 62 to 3067 code for a protein of 1001 amino acids.